This is a messenger RNA of Pomacea canaliculata, 3517 nucleotides long. RefSeq lists its product as uncharacterized. The record is from RefSeq and is a predicted model, not a curated record. NCBI's taxonomy places the organism in Eukaryota, Metazoa, Mollusca, Gastropoda, Architaenioglossa, Ampullariidae. The transcript has 12 exons. The coding region runs from base 1835 to 3517 and encodes 560 amino acids.
CGCAAGCACACACACACUCUCUCUCGCUCGCACGCGCACACAAACACAUUCGCUCGCACGCAAGCGCAACACACACGAUCUCUCGCUCGCACGCAUGCAAGCGCACACACAUACGUACUCUCUCGAUGGCUCGCGCGCUUUUGAUCUCCACUCGUUCUCCUCUCUCUCGCUCUCGAAUGGGCACAUUAUACGUUCUCUCUGUCUCGCAUGUACACACAUAUAUUAACCCUCUUUCUCUUGAAUGUGCACGCACACACACAUAGAAAUAAAUAAGAUUAAAACCAAGAAUGACGUGCAGUAUUAAGAAAAUAACAGAAAUUACCUCCAUAAUUUUUUGUUGUUUCUGCGGUCCAAUUUACUGAGCUACGUGCAUUUAAGUAUAUUUAUUUAAAAUAUAUCACUUUAAUUUUAUACUACAUGUACAUGUAACCAAAAAAAACAAAAAACGUUAAGUUAUUCUCUCUCUCUCUUUCUCUUAACUCGUUCUGUAUUCUCCUUCUCGCGCACGCAUAGAUCUGCACACACGCACACACUCUGUCAUUUGCAAUUAACAGUAGUUAAAAAUGAAGUUAAUAACGUCCAAUUUUGGUGUAGUCAAAUUAAACUCCGAGGUUGAAUUGAUCCCAACUGGACCCUUCAACUUCAGCUGAAAACAAACAAUUAACGCUCCCUCAUCCCGCCCUUUUUAGGGGAACUAACUACUUCACAGUCCAGUUGCAGUUUUGUGGCGCGGAAAUAUAAUCAUAGAGACUGUACGACAUACUAGCUGGUAUCUGUUCAGUUUGGUAAGUAGAUGCAGCUGUGUUAUCAAAUUAAUCCAUAUUGUAAGAAGUGUUGCCUAGCACCUACCCCCCUCCAACCCCCACUAAGAACUAGUGUAAAUGCAUUGAAUAUGUUUUAUCGCCAGUAUAUUAGUCAUAGCAUUAUAAAGCAUGGCAUUUACACACAUGAUAAGUAAGGCAUAUUUUGAAUGUUUUAUUUAAAAAAAAUUCAGUUAUUAUAGCAUUAUAAAUAUAGAACUAAAUAUGUUGUUUUUUUUACCACUUUUGCUACUUUCGUUAUUUCAUCUAACUUAAUUAAUGGUCUCAUGUUUUAAUAUUGUCGAUAUCCAUAGUGAAUGGCUACUUUAAAGCAUACCUAUACCAUUCUCAUACUUUUCACUGACCUUUUUUAUUUAAAAUUAUUGUUACUGUUUUCCUGUUUCUUCACAUUUAGCACUAAAUAAAGUUUGUGGUACCACAAUGACUGAAUGUAUAAUUGUUUGCAUAUAUGUAUACUUUAAAAGUACAAAAUCAUGAACAGCACAAAGGAAUAUGCUUAUUUCUUUAAAUAAUUCACACAAAGUGAUGCUUUUUAAGCACCACUUAAACAUGAUAUUCAUUCUUGUUUUAGCAUGAUGGUUGAGUGCCAAGCAAGUGGUUAAGCACCAAAAAUAAAUUUUUUAAAAUUGUCAAAGACCAAAAUAUUUUAGUACCGAGCAGUUCAAGUGCUGAGAUUCCACUGGAUUGUCUUUCUCAGUAUGGUUGACAAACCUUAAAAGGGUUUGUGAGGUUUGUGUUUGGUGGGUAGUCUUAUUGCAUGUUGAUGGUACCAGCAACAAAACGGGAGUGGAGGACUGUAAUUUUUUGCAUCUGCUCAAUUUUGUGAAUGGCUCCAGCUGCUUUCUAUCACUGAGAUCUAUUUUCUAAGAGUCUGUAGACAGGAUAAAUAUGUAUUUAUCAUUUGAGAAAUGAUAUUUAAGUUCAGACCAAAUGAAAAAUUGGAAUUCUAGACUCAACAGUUAUCUAUUGUGCUGUAUUUUUGUCAUUUUGCAGAUUUGUAUCUGUAAUCAACAAUGCGUAGAAGUGGAAGAGGAAAAUGUGUUCUGUUAGGUAGUGUUUGUACUAUCAAAGACAAUGGAAGGAAGGGUAAGUCCCGUAAGGUGCGAUGUACUGUAAAGGAGUACCGAGACCUCAUGAGGUCUAUAGACUCACUACAAGGCAAUAGACCCAGCAUCAUUCAACAGGAGGAGCAUGAAGCCAGAAUCAUUCAACAGGAGGAGCAAGAACCCAGUGUAACCUUUCCACUUGAAACCAAUGAAUCUGAGGUGGCAGAACCUAGCAGCCACAAAAAAAGAGCAGUAAACGAGGCAGAAGGAUGGAGAAAAAUACGAUCUGAUCUGGUUGUUGCCCGGAUGGAAGGAUUUUGUCCUGCUUCAAACCAAUGUUCCUCAUGUGGCUCUUCUGAGGUUCCUGAAAUCAUAUGGUGUCCUGACUGUGGACCCAACACUCUGUAUUGCAUGAUGUGUAAUGAGAAUAUCCACCGCAUGGUAAUGUACCAUCAGGCGUAUGUUUGGAAAAAUGAUGUUUAUAUGUUUGUGCCCCUUAUUAAAGAAACAACCCUCAUCCAUGAACACUCAUGUGACAGCAUAUACUCUCGUCAAAUAAGAGUUUUUGAUGCAUUGGGGAGACAGCAUAAAAUAAAAUCCCAUUUCUGCCAGUGUGAGCCAGAAGCUGUUACCUUAGUUAGAAGGGGAUUAUGGCCAGCAACACCCAAACAGCCAGAAACAGCCUUCACGAUAACACUGAUGGAGCUAGGGCGAAUGCUACAGCUUGAAGGUCAAUUAUCUCUGCAAAAGUUUUGCUUUGCCUUAAAAAGAAGAACUACUUUCCUGCCUCCUCACACAACUGACUGCAGAAACCUCUACCUGGCACUGGGAAACGCACUAACUGAAUUCCAUCAUCAUCAAGUGUCGUGCCUUGAGAUGGCACAUUCUCCAGACAUUGUGGGCAAGAACUGCCCAAAACCUGAAAGGUCUGUCGUCUCUAUGGACGCUAAUUUUGGACUUGUCCACAAACUGCACUCUGGGUCUGGACCAGGACUCCAGUAUGCAAGAUUUACAGUCUUUUGUCCAGAUGACAGUGUCAGGGACUUCGUUAAUAAUCACUGCCAAGCAGUUUCAAAAUCUGUCCCUGAAUCAUCAGAGUGCUCAGACUUUCAGGCUGGUGACAUGGUUAGGGCUAAAAAUAAAAGUGCAAAUCUGGAUAUAAAAGGAGUGUUUGGCUCUGUGUGUCACCAUGGAUUUCCCCUCUAUUUUGUGAACAUGGAGCAUGGAGAAAGAUUUGCAUAUCCAGUCUAUAUUAUGAAGCAGAUUGCUUCAAGGCAGGUUGGUGCUACAAAUGAAAAGCAGAUUGUCAUGUAUGAUAUUGCCUGUAGACUGCAAGCUCAUCUUGGGUAUUCAUCAGUGAUUGUGGAAAGAAAGUAUGAUGGAAAUGCUGUGGAUUGGCUUCAUCAACUGACACAGAUUCUAGUGACAAAUGAUGAUCAAAGAGGGACUGAUCCACUGAUUGAGAAGGCCAGGAAGCUUUCUACAGAGCGUCAGCACUUGCUGGGACUGAAGAAGCGCUAUGCUGAUGGUCAGAAAAUUGCCAUGCGACUCACAAAAAGACUUCAUCUCAACACCACUAAUCUACAGGCUGUUGGCAACCAGCUACGAGAAGGGCCUCAAUAUUUUAUUUGCACAGCUUGCAGACCCUAA